This is a messenger RNA of Kazachstania africana CBS 2517, 870 nucleotides long. It is a transcript of the gene IMO32, whose product is annotated as Imo32p. Gene Ontology annotation, cellular component: mitochondrion. The record is from RefSeq and is a predicted model, not a curated record. The transcript has a single exon. Bases 1 to 870 code for a protein of 289 amino acids. Lineage: Eukaryota; Fungi; Ascomycota; Saccharomycetes; Saccharomycetales; Saccharomycetaceae.
AUGAGGCUUACCAGCAUGAUGAACAAACCAGUGAGUAGAAUCAUAUCCAGAUCAAUUUCUAGCGUUCCACUAUCAUACGAAUUGCUACGUGGAGGUAAUAGUCAGCAGCCUAUAGUCAUAUUACAUGGCUUAUUGGGCAAUAAAGGGAAUAAUAGACGUAUAGGUAAGAAUUUAAAUGAACAAUUACAGAGGGAUAUAUAUUUGGUUGACUUAAGGAAUCAUGGCAACUCACCUCAUUCAAAACCACAUAAUUACGAUUCUAUGAGUAACGACGUGAUAAAUUUUGUCGAUAAGCUUGAGAUGAAAAGUCCAACUGUUAUUGGACAUUCCAUGGGGGCUAAAGUUGGGAUGUCAAUGGUGUUAAAGAAGGCAAGUGUUGCAUCGGGCUUGAUAUGCAUAGAAAACUCUCCUGUUUGCACCGCUCCAAAUGGUAAAUUUUCUGAAUAUGUCAGGACAUUGCAGAAGAUCUGUCAAGAUAGUAGUAUACGUAGUAUGACAGAUGCAGACAAAAUGCUUUCAAGUGUAGAAAAUGAUAAAUUCAAGCGUCAGUUUCUGUUAACAGUAUUGAAAAGAGACAAUGAUAACAAGAUAACCUCUAAAGUCCCAUUAGACAUUCUGAGAGACGCAAUCAUUAAAGGCUACAUAUCAGAAUGGCCCUUCGAUCCGAGACACGACAGAUGGACGGGCCCUACACUGUUCAUAAGGGGCACCGAAUCUCCUUUUGUAGCGGACGAAUAUAUUCCCACAAUAGGUCAAUAUUUCCCCCGAUUCGAAAUCAGAGACGUUGAAGGUAACCAUUUCAUCAACGCUGUCAAACCAGAUGAAUGUAGCGACUAUAUACUAGACUUCAUCACCCGCAACGACCUCUAA